UUAGAUUCAAGACUAAGGAGGCAAUCUAGGUCUAGAGUCUAGGACUAGAGUCUAGAUCAUUCAGAAAAUUUCAUAUUCAUAGUGAUACUAGUGAAGUGAUAGUCUGAUAGUCAUACUAGUCAUAGAAUCGAUUUUUAAAAUUAAUAUUUAAAAUUUAAUUCAAUGAGUUAGUCACAGUUAGUGAUUACUAGAUCUAGAUCUAAUCCUAGUAUAUAUAUAUAAAAUACAAUAAUCAAUAUAAUACAAAGACUUUAGAAUGGAAAAUCAAACUAAAAAUGAACAUUUAUCUGAUUGUGAUUCUGAUGAGGACAGUGACGAGUAUAUUUAUGAAGAAGAUAUUCUUUUGAAGGAUAAUUAUAAUAGACAACAAAGCUCAGAUACUAUUGAAAGAAAAAAAUGUUCUGAGAAAUUUUCCAGUAAAUCAGGAGGAAAAGAUGAAAAAAGUAAUGAUUCUGACAACAAAAAGUCAUCAAAAAUCAGAACCAAAAAGCUGAAAAGAUUUUCAGAAUCUAAGACUGCAUUUGAUGGAAGGAAAGUUAUUUUCACUACUGAGUUUACACAAACUGAUUGGUCAUGGAAAGAUAAUGCUGAGUUAUCGGGACAAGCUACUAUCAUUGCAUCAAGAAAUGGCAAAAGUAACUCUCGACAAACUUCAGGAAAAACUCAUUCUGAAGGAGAAAGCACUCAUGAAGAUAGAACAGUUACAGAUUUAAGUCCCUUUUCUCUUCAGCCCAAUGAUGAGUUUGGUAUACCCUUGACAGACGUUAGCACAGACUCAGAUAGUGAUUGUACUGAUAUUGAAACUCCAAAGAAAAUGAAACCGUUGAAGAGUUACCCACCUUUAGUUGGUCCACCACUUAUUUUGAAGUAUAUUGGAGAGUCCGAACUGCCAGGGACAGAGGAGAAUCCUUCCUUAUCAAAUCAUGAUGGAGAAGCUGACCUGCCUGUUAACCAAGUUGGUGACUUUGAUGAGUAUGGCAAUGCUGUGGGCAUGUUCAGCGGAGUCUGUGAAUUUUGUGGUACCAAUAUUAAACCAUUCCCAUCUUUGGAGCAACAGUUGUCUGAGCCCCCUGAGGUCUUAUACUGCUGUGAAGAUUACAGGGACUUUGUUGAAUUUGCCAUGACAACUGCCAACAGACUUGAGACAGAUGUUGCCAAAAGAAGUCAAAAGAUAAGUGUCAAUGUUCAUGGUCAUUACGGAAGUCAAGAAGAUAGAUUGUUGGCUAAAGAGAAAGCUGUACAAAGGAUGCAUGAAAGAGAACUCCAGAGAAGGAGACAGGAAGCAAGUGGCCUUCACACGUCUUACCAAAAUGCCUACAUGUAUCAGGAGGAAGACUCUGAUAAUCUAGGAUAUACACAAGCAGCCGAAACAAAAAAGCCUUCUAAGAAAGAGACUGCUGGAACCAAAGGGGGAGGUGGUGACAAAGGGAAUGGGGUAGGGGAGAAACCUUUGAAGGGUGGAGGUGGAAGCUUUGAUGUAGAGAGUACUGGUGGUCACUCUAUUCAUCGUCAUGCUCCAGCACUGCACCCGACAGCUGGUGGACCUUUAGGUGGCUUUGGAGCACUAAAUAAUGAAGUUUCUCGGCAGAUGAAGACAAUCAAUUAUCAGCUGUCUUCACAGCGAUGCUUAGAGGAAGGCUGGACUCUGAGAGUUCCAAGUCCUCUCAAUCUUGAUGACCCAGAUACAGAGAUAUUCGUUCCUGAACCCUUUCACCCUAUGGCGCUAGUUAGUGGACAAGUUCAAGGUAGAGAAAUCAUUCAAAAGUUUUAUCCAAAUGGAACUCCAUUUCUUAUAAUAUUUCCUGAUGGAACUGGAAAUGUUUUUUAUCCUUCUGGAAGAAUUGCUAUUUUAAUCACCAGUGUGACACUAGGACAGAAUACUUAUGUUGUUCUUGAUGAUAGUACAGAAUCACAGAUACUCGCAGUCUUUGAUGCAACUGGUUGUGGAACUUGCUAUUUCAUGGAUGGAAAAAUUAGGUUAAAUUAUGAUCAACAGGGCGGAAUUGAAUUAGAUUUGACUGGGUCAAGAAGAAGAUCUUGGAUCUGGAAGGAUCAUGAAACCCACGUCCAUGCUCCGCCUUUCCAGCCCAUAGUUUUUGGCAUGAACUACUUUCUAAGUGUCCGAGUGAUGUCACAGGAGAAUAUUGCCUUAUCCCUAACUGGAAAAAAAAGAAGCUGUAGAUUUAAUGUAGGCACCAAAUUAAAGAUGGUGAUGCCUGAGAAUUAUCUUGACAAGUUCAAUGAAUAUCAACUUUACAUAGAUGAGCAUAAACUCCAAAUUCAAAGUUUAAUGAUCAAAGUCAACAAUUUAUUGAAGUUCCCCAAGUCUCCCAAACUGGACUCAAUGUUACCUCCUGUAUCUCUAACAUCUAAACAAUUCAAAGUCAAUCAGAAACGACAACAAUUGAAUUCCUUAUCUCCAAGAAAUAAAGAAAAGAGAAUAACAAAACAGCACAGAUUACCUCCCUUAGACCAGACCUCUGUCAUUGUAAAUUAACUAAGGACUGGAUGCUCCAAAAAUACAAUGUAGAGAAUCUUUUCUCUGGAGUCUGUGAGAACUCUAUUAGUCUAAGUUUUCAAUAGCUGCUAAAGUUACAUAAGUUGAAAAUAGUCUCUUCUUGAAAAUGCAUCAUUUGGUCACAAACUGACUGUUAUUUUGUUACCAGUUAUAACUAAUGCUUUUGUAUGUAAUUUUGAAAUAUAUUAACAUUUUGUUUCUAGUAAACUAUUUCAUAUAAAAAAAAAAAUAUUUUUGAAGAGCUACAUUGUAUGUAUUUUAAACUCAUGUUUUUCUUGUCUAAUUUACAUUAACAUUUUUUAUUUUAAAAAUUCAUUCCUGUUUGUUUUUUUUAUUUGAUUCUUAAAAAUCUGUAAUGAAUUGCUUUAUUUUUACCCAGUGACAUUGACAAAAAAAAGUGUUUUUUUUAAUAAAUAAAAUAACUACAGACAAUGUGAUAUUUUGUAAGCUUUAUGGCAUAUAUCAGUAUAAUUGUAUUAGGAAAAGUAAUUUUCUUUUCUUACUUCUAAGCAGCAAAUGUUUUGCCAUGUGGAUUAUCUUGAAAUGUGACUAUAUAAUAAAUUUAUUGUUCAAUG
Molecule: messenger RNA, 3093 nt
Organism: Biomphalaria glabrata
Lineage: Eukaryota; Metazoa; Mollusca; Gastropoda; Planorbidae
Product: glutamate-rich protein 6-like
Exons: 17
Coding region: 257-2497 (746 amino acids)
Source: RefSeq, a predicted model, not a curated record